Molecule: messenger RNA, 3808 nt
Organism: Thalassophryne amazonica
Lineage: Eukaryota; Metazoa; Chordata; Actinopteri; Batrachoidiformes; Batrachoididae
Gene: picalmb
Product: phosphatidylinositol binding clathrin assembly protein b
Exons: 24
Coding region: 371-2581 (736 amino acids)
Biological process (GO): clathrin-dependent endocytosis; synaptic vesicle budding from presynaptic endocytic zone membrane; clathrin coat assembly
Cellular component (GO): synaptic vesicle; extrinsic component of presynaptic endocytic zone membrane; clathrin-coated pit
Molecular function (GO): SNARE binding; phosphatidylinositol-4,5-bisphosphate binding; 1-phosphatidylinositol binding
Source: RefSeq, a predicted model, not a curated record
GCUCCUUCUCUCUUGAAGCCCAGGAGGAGGAGGAGGAGGCGGCAGGAGGAAAGAGGCAGGGAUCGGGAUGAGAGCUGGACAUAGAUCCGGGUCGCAUGAGUCAGCGAGUAAAACAUUCACUUCUCUCGGACAGAGAAAAAAUCGGAGCCGCAGAAAUACAUUUUGAGCUGCUUGUUGCCAGAUUUGACGCCACUCUGAUUUUUUUCCGCCAUCCUGUAGCCUACUUUUGAUUUUUGUUUUUUUUUUAUUCCCCUUUUUCGCCCCGCUAAGGUGGGAGAAGCGGGGUAGGGUUGUAGAGGUGGUAGAUGUUUUAUUUUUGAUUGUCUUUUCCAAGUGGUUUUUAAUUUUGUUUUUUGGUGACUGGAGGAAGAUGUCGGGGCAGAGCAUUACGGACCGGAUAACUGCAGCCCAGCACAGUGUGACGGGAUCCGCCGUGUCCAAAACUGUCUGCAAGGCAACCACGCACGAAAUUAUGGGCCCCAAAAAGAAACACUUGGAUUAUUUAAUCCACUGUACCAAUGAGAUGAACGUGAACAUUCCUCAGCUGGCUGACUCGCUGUUUGAGAGGACCACCAACACCAGCUGGGUGGUGGUGUUUAAGUCACUGAUCACCACACACCACCUCAUGGUCUACGGCAACGAGCGUUUUGUCCAGUAUUUGGCUUCAAGGAACACACUAUUCAACCUCAGUAACUUUUUGGACAAAAGCGGUUUACAAGGUUACGACAUGUCAACGUUUAUCAGGAGGUAUAGUCGAUACCUGAACGAGAAAGCAGUUUCGUACAGACAGGUUGCCUUCGACUUCACGAAAGUUAAGCGAGGGGUGGACGGCGUCAUGAGGACCAUGAAUACAGAAAAACUGCUGAAGACGAUCCCAAUUAUUCAGAACCAGAUGGACGCGCUGCUCGAUUUCAAUGUCAAUGCCAACGAGCUGACUAAUGGAGUCAUCAAUGCCGCCUUCAUGCUCCUCUUCAAAGACUCCAUCAGGCUCUUUGCUGCUUAUAAUGAAGGCAUCAUUAACCUGCUUGAGAAAUACUUUGAUAUGAAGAAGACGCAGUGUAAAGAAGGCCUGGACAUUUACAAGAAGUUUCUCACCCGGAUGACACGGAUAUCAGAGUUCCUCAAAGUGGCAGAGCAGGUGGGAAUAGAUCGAGGAGACAUUCCAGAUCUUUCUCAGUUCACAGUUUGUGCUCCCAGUAGUCUUCUUGAAGCUUUGGAGCAGCACUUGGCCUCCUUAGAGGGCAAGAAGGUCAAAGACUCCACUGCAGCUAGCAGAGCCAGCACUCUGUCAAACGCAGUGUCCUCGCUGGCCAGCACGGGAAUGUCUUUCACCAAAGUGGACGAGCGGGAGAAACAGGCAGCUCUGGAAGAAGAACAGGCUCGACUCAAAGCUCUGAAGGAACAAAGGUUGAAGGAGCUUUCCAAGAGACCCUCCUUUGCCACCACUGAUACGUCACCAAUUUCCACCACCGGGGGCACUAUUAUCACAGCACCGGCCAUUGACCUCUUCUCAACACCCAGCUGCUCUAAUGGUGCUUUGAAGAUGGAAAGCAACCUUUUUGAACUGCAGUCGUCUUUUCAGCCCUCCGUGCAGUCAGACUCCACAGGACGUCCUGCAGCGACGGCGUGGGCAGAUCCUUUUACUUCUGCUGACGCGGGAGAUGAUUCCAUGCCAAACCUUAACCCUUUCCUGUCCAAAGUCGUUGUCGAUGCCACUCACGUACCUGUCGUGUCUUCAGACGGUGUUAGCUUUUCUUCUAGGACAUCCGCUCAUGAAAUGUUUGGUGAUCAUUACAAUCCCUUUUUUGACACAAACCCAUCUGUUUCAACCAAUUACAAACGCACAGUGCGGAUAGAACCCUCCGUCUCAGACUCCUUCUGUGGUCCAGUGUCCGUUUCCCAGCACCUCCCACACCAGGCUCCCUUCCCCACUGAGCCCUCUACUGUAGCAGCUCUGUUCAGAGGCUACUCGACGCCACAGGCUCCUCCCCAUCAGUCAGCAGGAGGUCUCCAGGUGGACUUUGAGUCUGUUUUUGGAGCCAAAGCCACAGGAAGCAACAGCCUCAACUCUGACGACAUCACUGGGGGGAUUCUCAAACCCACUCUUGCUGGCUCGAACCAGCCGUCCAGUCAGCAGCCGGAGAAGCUAGUGUCAGAUGACCUUGACUCCUCCCUGGCGAACCUUGUUGGCAAUCUCGGCAUCGGAAACGGAACAACAAAAAAUGACAUUCACUGGAGCCAGCCCGGUGAGAAGAGGAUGACCGGCGGCACCAACUGGCAGCCCAAGGCGGCACCAACCACAACCUGGAACCCUGUUUCUAUGCCGCCGUCAAUAAUGGCUUUUCCUGCAACCACACCCACAGGCAUGAUGGGAUAUGGCAUGCCUCCACAAAUGGGCUCCGUGGCGAUGAUGAAUCCGCCCACCAUGAUGUACAGCCAGCCGGUGAUGAGGCCACCAAACCCAUUUGGCUCGGUGUCUAGUGCUCAGCCCUCUGCUGCAUCUAGUCCUUCCAGCCAGAGUCCUCUCCGAGCCCCUGGACAGGACCCGUUUGCACACCUCUCUCUCAAGGAUUUCUUGUAGAGCGUCUCUUUAGAUGCAGUUCAUGUAAUUUGAAUGAAACGGCUCUUGGAAGAUGAAGCACUUGUCCUUGCUGCAGAGAAACAUUCACACAACCCCAAAAUACAGAUCUGUCAGGAACAGUGCCACGGUGAUCAGAAACCAUGGUAACCGUGUGCAAAUGGCGCUCAGCGGUAGCUCACACCCAUUAUUCUGUAACGUGUCCGAGGCGUUGAAAGAUGCUGCUGUCUAACCCCGUGUGUGAGACCUGUGACAGUAGGUCCGGGUGUUGAGAAACCUUUUGGAGAUACUGCGGUUGGAUGAAGAAAAGGAACGCGGUCCUUCCCUUUACCGAUCAGUCGUCCGUUCCCCGCGGUUAUUUAACAGUCACUCAGUAGUGAUGCUAAUGGCGUUUACACCUGUUUAGUUUUUGUCUUUUUUACAGUGUUUACAGUAGACAUUCCUCGUGUGUUGUUUGUAUUUAUUUAUGAUUAUUGGUUUAAGGUUGGGGGAAAAUAAUAUUGUAAAGUACAUCGAACACGUGGGAGCGCUUCAGCGUUAAACGAGGAUCUAUUAUCAAUAGCUGUUCUAUAAAUUACACCUAUUAAGCGGAAUGAUAGCGCACUAAAUAUCUCAGAGUUUUGUGUUGAACUUUUCUACUAGAUUUCACAGUCUCCAUUGUCCAGGGCUUAGCGUGUGAGUUAACUGUAGAUAUUCUGUGCCUAGGGUUUUUGCAAUGGAACUGUUUUGUGUCUAGGAAACAUCCACGAUUCUGAUGCGUCGCGCUGGCGGCGCGCUCCAUUUGCUUUAAGCUUGGCAUGCCAUUGACUCACUGAGCGUAUUCAAGGCUGCCUUUACUCUGAAUGUGAAAGAUUUGUCUUCAUGUUGCACACAUCUUUCCAAGCUGCAGCUCGGUGGCACGGUGGGAUAACGGCGGCGUGUUUGCUGGCUUCUGAUGUAAAUUAAUUGUAUAAAACAGAUCCAGAGGACCAGGGUGGAGAGGAGCACUGUUGAUCGGUGCUUUGUGUAUAUAUAUAUAUUAAAAUAAAACCUGACUGUUCUUUGAGUGCAAAAAGUGAAAGAUGUAUGAAAUAUGAAAGCAAUUCAAUCAAAUUUGACUCUACCUAAGUUUGAUUCAGGAUAUUCUUUGCGUUUGUCUCUGCAGAUAUUUUCUUUUAUGUUAUUAGAACGUGUAGCAAACAAUGACUCGUCUUUUCUUUCUUUUACAAAUAAAGAGCAGCUUCCACAAAA